This is a messenger RNA of Saxophila tyrrhenica, 843 nucleotides long. RefSeq lists its product as uncharacterized. The record is from RefSeq and is a predicted model, not a curated record. The coding region runs from base 1 to 843 and encodes 280 amino acids. The transcript is spliced from 3 exons. NCBI's taxonomy places the organism in Eukaryota, Fungi, Ascomycota, Dothideomycetes, Mycosphaerellales, Extremaceae.
AUGGCGUCGUCAUCAGAUUCUCGCGUGUCUUCAGAGCAUGACGAAGACCAAGGCCCAACCCGCCUCUCCGCCCUCUACCAAUACCACAACGCCCCCGAAGUCGCUCCCGCCCACGGCCUCGAGUACGAUGACACAGUCUAUCCAGUCUCAGACAAGUACCCGGUAGUACGAGAAGCGAAAUUCGUCCAUGGACACCACCGAUAUACCGGCAAACAUGCGUUCGUCGUCAACGACAACCGACCGCCCCGGAUAAUAUUCGGCAUGAAAGUCAAGACCUUCCUCGUGGUAGCGGUGAUUAUGUGUCUGGUGGUCGUGGGCGCGGCGGUGGGAGGUGCGGUGGGAGGCAAGGACCUGCAUCAAGGCGAGGCGGCGCCCGGGACGUAUGGAGACAUGUCUGGCACGAAGCCGGAAUCAUCGACAGCUUCGCCAACUACAGCAGCUACGGCUGCGCCGACGUACUCGGCAUCGAGACCGACGUACACGCCUUUAGCAGGCUGUUCAGCUUCGGCGGAUAACACCACCUACACUUCAAGUUUCGCCGAGUCCUCAGAUUCCAACGCCGGACUCUCGUUCACGAUGUACUGCAACCUCCAAUCACCCCUCAACACCUCCCCCGCCCAACAACUAGCCGCCGCGUACGUGUACAGCUUCGCCGACUGCGCCGACUUAUGCGCAAGUCUCGACUCGCAAUCGAAUAGCAGCAGCUGUACAAUCGCCGCCUACCAGCCGACCUCGCCACGACCGGCGAAUUGCUGGGUCGGCUCAUCGAGUGGUGAGGUCGACAUCAGCUCUCUGAAGGAUGAGGACGGGACUGAAGUGGCGAUUCUGGUGCAGCAGCGAUAG